Molecule: messenger RNA, 2502 nt
Organism: Aspergillus niger
Lineage: Eukaryota; Fungi; Ascomycota; Eurotiomycetes; Eurotiales; Aspergillaceae
Exons: 6
Coding region: 1-2502 (833 amino acids)
Source: RefSeq, a predicted model, not a curated record
AUGGGUUACUUCAUCCGACAAGCCAGUGCCGGGAUCGGCCUCGUCUCGGAAACCGUCAAAGCCCAGAAAGCGAAGUAUCAGGAAAAGAAGCACAAAGAGCAACAGCAACAUGCGGAAGCGGGAGCGGAAUCUCUGCCUCCCCUUGAAGAGACUGAAAGCGUGGCACCUUCAUACCAUACCGAGGAUGGGGGACAUAGUCGUCCGUCCAUGCAGAAUGGUCGUCCUUCCAUGCAGAACAUCAGCCCUCCUCCUAUGGAGAACUAUCCCCCAACUCAUAAUGCCUAUCCUCCUACGCAAAACGGUCAAUCUCCCCUGCAAAACAACUAUCCUCCUCCCAUGGAUAACCGCUAUUCUCCUCCGAUAGGGAAUAGUUAUCCUCCAGUGCAGAACGGCCAUCCACCUAUGCAAAACAACUACCCUCCUCUGAUGGAGAAUAACCACCCCCCAACUUACAAUACCUACCCUCCUGCUCAGAACGGCCAACCUCCCGUAUACAAUGGCCAACCUAUCCACAACAGUCAAUCUCCUAUGCAUAAUAUUCAUCCUCCCAUGGAGAACAACUAUCCUCCUAUGCAAAAUGGGUACCCCCAUCCGAUGGGAAACAACCAACCUCCAGUGCAAAACGGUCAACUACCCGUACAAAGUAGCUACCCUCCCAUGGAGAACAACAAUCCCCCAAACUACGCUGCCUACCACCCCUGGAAACAUGGUCAACCUCCCAUGCAAAACACCUACCCUCCUUCAGAAUAUGGCUACCCACCCCCUGAUAGUCAUCCUCCAAUGGAGAACAGUUAUCCUCCAGCACACAACGUGUACCCUCCUCCGCAAGCAUCAAGAGAAGUGAGCGACCCACUACCUCCCACCGAAAAGUCUCCCUCCCCCAAAGACGAAAAAUCAACAACCAAAGUCCACGAAUACGACACAGAGUCCACAUAUUCACGAGAAUACGACGAAGUCGACAAAGACAUCGAGCGCCAAUGGGAACUGGACGAAGCACAAGAACAUCUCCGCGGGGUAACAUACCCAACUACAACCCCCAACUAUGAAGACGACGCCGACUAUAGUACGAAGCUAGCGGAAUCCUUUGUCCGGGAUUAUCCAGUCCCUGCCAACUGGAGCUACUACGAUACAUCUAUAGACUUUGGCCCUCCGAAGCUUGAUUAUCCAGUCGUUCUGCCUCAGCGUCGGCCGAAGGAUCGGCAGAGAGGAUUCGUGCGCGCCUAUGCACCCGAACUUGAGAAGUUUGGUAUCGAUCAGAAAAUGUUUCUCGAUUAUGUCGACCAGGCUAAUAAAUCCUGUGUUGGGUCUCAGUGGUUUCAGGUUAUUAAUUUGGCCAAUAAUGUGGGGGGAUACUUUGUUAAUCCUACGAUUGGGUUUGUGAUGGGUAUUGUGGCCGAUGCGGCUGUGAGAAUUGGUAUGGCUGUUGAUGGGAGACGAAGAUCUGGGAACUUCUUCGACAAAAUCAACAAGGAUUUCUUCAUGCCGCGCGGCCUAUUCUGUCUCCUCAUGACCUACGCCCCCGAAUCGAAGGAAGCAAUUCUCGACCUCGACGUGAACAACACCAUCAUCUCCGCCCGAACCCCAGAGAAAGGAUUCCACCGGAUCAAACAAAAAUACCAGACGGCUAACGCAACAGCCAACUCUACCUUCGACCAAUUCUCCCCUCUCAUCUUCCCCGAUCUGAACCAUCCGGAUGUCGACGAGGCAACGAAGAAAAAGCACCAAGUAUUGUUGAGUAAAGUACAUCGCGCGAUGGAAGGAGUCGAAGAAUACUAUGAUAAGAGAGAUCAAGCUAAAUUCAUCGCCAAAAAUCCCGAAAGCAACCUCGCCAUGGGCCGCAAACCGGAAUUCACUUCUCGAUACGCAGACCCCACCAACAAAGCCGCCAGCGGGUCCCUACUUGCCAUGGCCACCGGCGGGAAAUUCACUGAUGAUACGAUCCUAGGCUGGAUGGGUAUCGAGGGAAGAUCUGCUCGUGGAGCGAAACCGUCGUUCUUUGGUGGUCUUGCGGAUGCUGCGUUAAGAAAGGCGAAAGGUGAUAAAGAGCUUGAGAAGGCUCGUGCGGAGGGAAAGCCUGUUCCUCAUCAGAGUACGAAGGGGUUUGUGGGCGGUGGGUUGAAUAAGUUGUUGAAGCGGAAAGUUAUAUAUAUGAUGAUUGUGAAUAUGCCGAGAUUUAAACAUGUAGCAUCAGUCAUUCGUAAGCUGCAGGGGCAUUCUGUAUGGCUGAAGUAUUGCAGCGAAGAACAUGCUAAGCUCGAUCAGCAACAGAUGUUGGAAAUUGUGGUCGAACGAGAUGCUUCCAAGGUAGCGCAUGGGGAUGAUAUCAUGCAUUUCCAUCGAAGUGGGAAUUUCCAAUCGGUUCUGAGACCCUUUGCCCUCGGCAAUAUUGCCAGUAGUGAGUUGGGAUGGGGAUCUCGACUCUCGCAAAAAUUGCCAGGUUACGCAGACGAACCACAGCGGACCGUGUUACAACUCCACAUCGAUAACACCGCAGAAUGGUGA